This is a messenger RNA of Cololabis saira (Pacific saury), 5263 nucleotides long. It is a transcript of the gene cadm4, whose product is annotated as cell adhesion molecule 4. Gene Ontology annotation, cellular component: cell-cell contact zone. The transcript is spliced from 9 exons. Lineage: Eukaryota; Metazoa; Chordata; Actinopteri; Beloniformes; Belonidae. Gene Ontology annotation, biological process: regulation of Rac protein signal transduction; negative regulation of peptidyl-tyrosine phosphorylation; regulation of wound healing. The coding region runs from base 2043 to 3446 and encodes 467 amino acids. Gene Ontology annotation, molecular function: vascular endothelial growth factor receptor 2 binding. The record is from RefSeq and is a predicted model, not a curated record.
UGCGCUGUUCACGCUUUGGGAUUAUAACGGUUUUUGUAGAUGCACAGGAAGUAAGUGACACAAAGCGAGGACUAAUUUGUGGGAACUAACAAGCUUCGUUUUUAUCAAAGGAUUAAAAGAAGAGGACAAAGGGAUGGAGCUAAGAUGGAUAGAUUGAACAUAAAUUGUUCAGCUUGAACUAGCAAAUCUAUUUUUUGUGUGCGUGCCUGUUUGCUGCAAGGCCUUGGACCCACCAGACCCCAAACUGCUGGUGUAAACCAGCGCAGAGUUAUUUUCUCAGCAUCAGCCAGUCGACCAGUGAAGUAAGCGCUGUGGAGAAGACUUGUACUGAUCCACUUUUGGCUUUUGCCAGAAGUUUCAGGGCCAUCGCCUUUGGAGCUCAUUAUGGUUGCAGUGGUACAUGCACUGAGGAAGAGCAGGCAGUGUGAAAGAAUGUAGACUGACACCCGCACUUUAUUCUAUCAGUUAGUGCUCAGCGAGGUGUGCGGUGCGGCUCGUUGCACUUUGUACACUACAAAUACACACACACCUGCACGUACAGUACACACCAGACCUGUGCUCUGUUGGAAACCAACAGGGCAUUAGAUCCUCAAAAUCAGCACAACUCUGUCUGCACCCAAAACGUAGCAGGCUCCUGAUCAGUGUGUGUGCUAAGCGUGUGUGUGUGGAGUGCACUCAGGUGCUGACGGCAUCCAGUAGAGCAUGUUGGACAGAAAGAGCUAGGUGGGUCGAUUCUGCAUGAUUUUGUUGUCCGAUAACCUGUGAUUGUUCCAAGGAGUCUUAAAUUACCAUGUAAAAUCACUGUCUUUUCACACCAGGGUGGGUACAUGAUAGUGUUUCGCUGAAAUUCUUGGAUUCAAGCCAGUAAUAGUAGAUACCUGUGAGGUUAAAUCGAAAUAUGUAAUAUCUGAAGUUGGCUAUUUUACAGAAGGCAAGAAAUUCGACCUUCUGACUUGACGGAGCAGCAGUCAAACGCCGUAGAUUUUAUGUAAGCAAAGUUUUCUCCAAAUCAGUUGCAGAUUCUCAGUCUCUCCAGAGAUCUAGUCAGUUUGGUUUUAGCUUAGAGGAACUUGACUUCUGUCUGCGUAUUUGUUGGGUGAGAGGAGCUGAAAAUUUAUUUUGGCUCAUUAAAAUACAAUAUGUCUGACAAUGAAGUUUGUUGCCCCAGAUUUCUCUGUGCUGUAGGGCACAACAAUGUUGGUUGCGCUGUUUGAAAACUUUUACAGCUAACACCUGGGCUGGUAAAUUAGUCUUGAUUCGAAUGACUUUUUUUCUCCACAUUGUUUGACAUAAAUAUUGUGUUUUUGAAGUUUUUCUAUCCCUUCGAGCGGUGUUGGUUGACCUGUUGGGGAGAAGAAACCUAUUUGCUGCUGCGGUUCAGUAUGUGACUGAUAGUUACGGCUCUUUCUCGUCAAAAUUUGUGUAGUUCUGAGUUGGAACGUUAGAGCCUACGGCUUGUUAAGAGAUAAUUAAAUUGUCUCUCACUCAAUUAGUUGCAUAACUUUCAUUGCUGUUGUAGACCUCAGUGUUGGAUGUCUUUUCUUGAGAUACUUACUCUGGUUUAGAGCAAAAAAGUAUGUAUACGAAACUGUUUUUCUUGAUUGUCACUUCCUUCAAAGCUGUACAAGCGGCUGCAGUCCACAGAGAAAAAACCUACAAUGAGCUCAUCUCUGUGUGCUUUGUGAUAUAGUUCCUAAAUUAUUGGUUCUGUUAUCACCUAGAGUUUUUGGCCAGGCCUUUGAGAACUGUAUAUGUGACUUUGCUGCAGAAGCAGUUUCAGUGCAAGCACUGUGAGACAGUGUACCACACAGGAGUCCUUUCUUUAAGUGUUGCUCUCAAACAACAACUUCUGUCUGACUGCACUAAAGUUUAGCUGGGCCGUCCGCACGUGUCUGCAGUAUUGCAGUUGGGAACGUGUGUGAGGGUGUGCUGACUAGUGUGUCUAUAGCAGUGCAGGCGUGUAGAGUCACAGAAGAGCCAUUGAUUAAGCGUGCACACACACUUACAGGCUCACACACACACACGCAACUUCUCAAUACACAAUGAGGCCUAUCCGAAGCUCUGUCCCCUGCUGCCUCCUCCCCACCCCCUGCUCUCUGGUCUUGCGCAGCCUGGUUGUGAUCCUGCUCUGCAUCAAUCCCCGUUGUCAGGCAGUGCAAGCUGAGAAUGUGACGGUCCUGGAGGGAGGCACAGCCCAUAUUUCCUGCCGCCUGCAGAACUACGAUGGCUCAAUUGUGGUCAUCCAGAACCCACGCCGACAGACUCUGUUCUUCAACGGCACGCGAGCCCUGAAGGAUGACCGCUUCCAGAUGGUGCUCUUCACGCCACAGUUGGUGCGCAUCACGCUGACCAAUGUCAGUGUGUCGGAUGAAGGCGGCUACUUCUGCCAGCUCUACACAGAUGCCACGCACCACCAGGUCGCAACGCUCUCUGUUCUGGUGCCCCCAGAGACGCCUACGGUGGAGGUGAAGCAGGUGGCCGUGGAAGGCGGCGAGGCAGAGCUCUCCUGCGUGUCGCCGCGCAGCAAGCCGGCCGCCACCCUGCGCUGGAUGCGUAAUGGCCGGGAGAUACCAGGUGAUGUGUCCCAGCAGGACAACGGCAAGACAGUCAGCGUGUCCCGCACCAUUCGCAUCCCAGUGGAAAGGAAAGACAAUGGGGCGGCACUGAUUUGUGAGGCUCUCCACCCUGCACUCAGCGGCCAAAAGAGGGUUCGACAUUAUCGUCUGGAUGUUUAUUUUGCCCCGACGGUGCGUAUUGUUUCUCCUUCUGGCAUUUUGCGCGAGGGUGACUCACUCAGCCUAACCUGCUCCGUCACUGGGAAUCCUCUGCCCAGAGAUAUUCUUUGGUCCAAGAUCAAUGACACCUUACCUGAGAGGGCAGAGAUUUCUGGGUCCACUCUUCAGAUUUCCCGUCUCAGCCAAUCACACAACGGGACGUACUUGUGUCAAGCCCAGAACAAUUAUGGACGUGCUGCCGAUCAUUACACCUUGUUGGUGUAUGAUAAUGUGUCAAUCACUACCCCGGCCCCUCACACUCCUACUACCACGGUCCUUCCCAUUCCUACUACCACGGUCCUUCCCACUCAUCCUACCACGGUCCUUCCCACUCCUACCACCACGGUCAUUCCCACUCCUCCUAUCCAACCAACCACCUUCCAUCCCAUCACUUCAAACCUCACAUCAGCCAGCUUCGGACCGGACCCAGAAGAUCCUGGUGCAGUGGUCGAGACUCAGAGUGCAGUACCUUAUACGGUGAUAGGUGGCGUUCUGGCCCUGCUGGUUUUCACCGUCAUCUGCAUCCUCAUUGUCACCAUCUGGUGCUCUGUCCGGCAGAAAGGUUCCUAUCUUACUCAUGAGGCCAGCGGGUUGGACGAACAUGGCGAGGUGCAGGAGGCCUUCCUCAAUGGGAACGACGCCAGCCAGGGCAAGAAGGAAUACCUACUGUAGCCCUUCUCCUUUCCUAAACCCUUCUAUUCUGACCUCAUACCCUUGCCCCUUCCUAUCCUCUCUCCCCCCUUAUAUAAAGUACACACACACACAUACACACACAAACACUUUACAAUGCGCCAUAACAGGCGGCCUUUCUGAAAGCGACUGUAUACAAAUACUGCACACAACCAAUCGAUCCCACUCCAUAUCAUCCAUGUACUCUCACAUAACCCAAGAUACAGACGGAGAGAGAGGGCGCCUCAAGACCCACCCGACAUUAACGACUGUGCCAUAUAUUAUAAGUCGAAGACACUGGGGAAAGGAGAGGGAGGGUGGGAGAGUGCAGAUGGAGUGAAGUGAAUGUAGACAAAAACAAAAUGAUGCCAUUAUGUUGAUGGAGAGGGAAGAGGACGACACAGAGAAAAGCGCCACUUUACCUGUGCAGCAGCCAAAGGGGAAUGAGAAUUAGAAGUAGAUGACUGCUGUAAUUUCCUGCCUGGAGAAUAGAAGAAUCCAUUCACAGGGCUCAGUCUUUAACUGCAGAGGCGCUGCGGGAUGAGAGCGGGUGGACAAAGGGGCGAGGGAGAUUUACGUAAGUCGUGUUCAAUGACGAAUGCUCGAUGCAAGAAAACUGAAAUUUUGCUAAUUGCCAAAGCAUUUUGUGCACAUGGUAAAAUUCACAUACAGUUAUAAAAAACAAUGCUUUGUGUAAAACCCAGUCCCAGGAAGUGUCCAUACGUCAUCGGAAACAAUACCUUCUAAUUUUUUUUCUUUCUGGGUGGCCUGUGAAUUAGUUUAAAGACAACAGUUACUUUAAAAGAUGGGGUUUUUUUCUCCUAUCUCUGCAUCAGUAAAGGAAACGCGGUUCUCUGUUCUCCUCUUCUGCUCUCAACAUCACCUGUCUUACACCUGUUUCCAUCCUCUCCCUUAUAUCUCUCUUUCUCUCUGUCUGUCCUCCUCUAUCGCUCCUCCUUUGUUGGCUCCUAAUAAUAAAAGGAUUAGUGCUGAGCUGUGUUCUUGUGAAAGAAGAAAGGAAUAUGACUUACUAAAGCAUUAAAGAGAAGCAUAAUUAUUUUAGAAUGUCAUUAAGAGGAUAUAAAAGGUUUAAAAGUCUCAAUAAGACGGCCAAGUGGAGCGAUAGCAGAAGGAGGGAAUGAGAGAACAAAACGGAUGGAUGUUUUUUUGAAUGCGACCACGUUUGCAGCUACAUGUACACGUUCAUACAUACAGUAAACAUGUUGACCGAACAAGUAUACAUAUCUCUUUGUUUGUAUAAAAAAGAACAGUGACAUAAAUUAAAUUAAACUUUUAAGAAAUAAGAAAACUGUUUACUAUUGAAACGCAUUAUGAAGCGACUAUACUAACACAGAAUAUUAGCCUAUAGAGGUGCAAAGCCGAACAAACUACUGUCCAGUGAUCUUUAAAGAAAAUAAAGAAAAGAGUUUUUAAAAAAAAUGUCAUUUGUCUUUAUGAGAAACCAGAGGUCUUAUUGAUUUUUUUUUUAAAUAAUUGAUAUUAUUUGAACAAUUAUGAUUGUUGUUACUGUUAUUAUUAUUGCUGUUGUUAUUAUAAUUGUAAAUGUUAAAGAAAUGUACAUUUCCCACGGUUUGGUUUUGGUUCUCCUGUAGAGAAAUUGCCGUCAUUUUUCAUAAUUUUCCUCUUACCUUUCCUCUCUUUCCCAGUAUUUCUCUCUCUUUGUCUCUUGUGCCUAUAGUCGUCUUUUCUCCUGUUUUUCACUCUUGUUUAUUUUAGAGUCCAUGUGUCACUGUUGAUAUAUAGCUAACUAUUUCUUUAUAGGGGAAAGAUGCAAAGCACGAGAAAAUAAAAAAAAUAAU